Molecule: messenger RNA, 1878 nt
Organism: Thelazia callipaeda (thelaziosis nematode)
Lineage: Eukaryota; Metazoa; Nematoda; Chromadorea; Rhabditida; Thelaziidae
Source: the annotation of a GenBank genome assembly
AUGGCGUUAAAUGAUCAAGCACUUGGUAAUGUUGACGCUACAUUGCAACAAGAUAGCGAAUGGCUCAAAACUUUUGAAGAAAAUAUAGAAAAGAGCAGAGUAUUAAGUAAUGAAAUUAACACUGUAUUAGAAAGUUUUCAAAAUAGAUUGGUGCAGUUGGAUCAAAGCAUUGUACCACUUCAUGAAAAAACCUCUCUUUUGCAACGAAAACAAGCAAAUAUUAGAAAGGUGCUGAAAACUGUUGAUGCAAUGCAACAGUUUUAUGGCCGAGCUGCUGAACUAGAAUGCUCAAUACGAGAAGGAAAUGCAUCAGUAGACAGAGAACAAUUCAUCGAAAGAAUGGAACAGUUAGCGGAAGCGAUUUCCUUUUUUUGCUCUCACCCAACAUAUCAGAAUCAGCUUGAUAGCAUGAAGCUAACUUUUGAGUCUGGUUGCUGUGCUCUGGAGAAAGAGUUUCGGAAUAUGUUAAUGGCUAAUUCAAUUGUUUUGAAUGCAGCAGUCAUCAGCGAAUGUUUGGACAAUGAAUAUGAAGUAAUAUCUACUCGGCUGCGUGGAUCGACCACAUUACGCAACGUUGAACAAUGUGCACAAAUAGCGCGUUGGUUAUUAAUAUAUAAUCCAGAAGGUUCUGUGAUAAAAACAUACGCAAAUGUUCGUUGUGAUAAUAUGCUCCGAACCCUGGUUGGAAUUAGCCAACAUGAUUUUAGUGCAAACAGCAAAGAUAAUACUUUGUUGUCUUCAAAAUCAUCAGUGUCCUUGAAACAAGCUCUGCGAAAGGCUACCGGCCGUUCCUCCGAAAGAUCUGUUCGGGAAUGGCGUGCUUCAGACAAUUAUGUUGAGAAUGUUUUGGUCUCUUUCGGAGCAUUUCUUGUGCUUCUAGAGAUAGAAACAGAGCUGAUAAGUAAAAUAAUAGCAGAUGUGAGUGCCGAAGCCAAAGUGCAACAAUUAUUGUUUGGUCCUCCAUUAUUUUAUGUUGUGGAGCGUGGGAUCAGUCUUAUGGAUGGAAUUGGAUGUUCUCUAAUUCCGUUGCUACCUCUUCUGAAGCACAUUAACGCGCAUUACUUGCAGUUGCUGUCUCUUGGAAAUAACGCUGUUGAAACUGUACCGUAUGAGAAUUUUGUAAAAAAAGUUAAUGAGAAAGCAAAGGAUGCUCUUGAUGAUUUCUUCAAUCAUUUGACAAAUGAUCCUAACAAAUUCAUUCCAGCUGACGGCACUGUUCAUCAAAUUACUUCAAAUACGCUUAAUUUUUUGAGCAGUUUGAUGGACUAUCGUCAAACUGUUACAGCUUUGUUGACUGCUACUGGAGCGAAGGGGAACCCAACAACUCAUUUCCCGCGGCUCUUUGCUCGUGCAUUAAGUGCAUUAGGUUUGAAUUUAAAAUCUAAAGCAGCAGCUUAUAGCGACGAAACACUGGGUGCGGUUUUUCUUUUAAACAAUAAUAAUUAUAUUCAUAAUGCUCUUCAAAACAAUGGUAUGUUUGCGGUGGUUGGUGAGCAUAACUCUCAAGUGCGUUCUUUCUAUCGGUCAGAAAUCGACGUGUAUUGCAAAAAAUAUCUUCAAAGCUGGAAUCGCGUAGUUUCAAUUAUAGCUGUAGAUCUUUCUGCUUUCGAUGACAAAACAACGCUAAAAAAUGCACUUGCGGCAUUUAAUGCUGAACUGGAAAGACUAAUUAAUGUGCAACAGGAUUACUGCUUUUCGGAUGCUAAGUUGGCACAUGAUGUCAAAUCCGAAAUAAAGUCACUAAUAUGUGAGCCGUAUGCAGAAGUUUACGCACGAGUGACCCGUUCUCUCGUAUCAAAAGGUUCUGAAAAGCAUUUGAAACACACACCCGAAUCACUUCGUAUGAUCAUCGACCGACUUUUUGAUGUAGUAGCAUGA